AUGUGGCCUCAAGCCGUUGCCGCCUACAUGGAUCGACGUUCAUUGGCUUCUUCAGCUCCUUUCGGGCCCUAUUGCCUCAAUGGGAUUGACUUUCACAGUACCGAUCCCUCCUAUUACAUGUCGUCUUCCCUCUCCUCCUCUUCUUCAUCCGAUCCGCAAGACCAAGUGCCGUCGAGUCCCAGGCUUCCGGUAGGCCCGCUCGGACUUCGUGAACUGCCCGCCGCCUUGCCCUUGAGCAUGUGGUCGUCCACGCCAGACGCCGCGUCCUCCGCGGCCUCGCCGAACGGACUCUGUUCGCCACAACGUCGCGACGUUGAAUCCAGCUGGUGCCUGACACGAGGAUCUCGAGUUGACGCCGACCAAUCGUCGCCGCCUACUUCCGCCAGCCCCUCAAGCGACUGCACAACCGCGACAAUUGGUCCACUCUUCUCUGCCUCCUCAAGGGUCCUGGCCUCACUUUUUCCCAGUUUGCCCUCACAUACCCCCAAGGGUCAACCCUCCCUGACGCCAAAUGUACCCCUUUCGGCCUGGUGGAACACGAGGCCUCUGCAGCCGGGCAUGCAACCAAUGGACCCUUCGACAGUUGACUCCCUUUCGGCAAAGGAUGUCCUCAAGAAGGAGUCAUCAUUUCUGGACACCAUUCAGACCUCACGGGAGGAGCGUCUGCCAACUACUGCCUACUGGCAGGAG
Protopolystoma xenopodis is the source of this 690-nucleotide messenger RNA. The record is from the annotation of a GenBank genome assembly. Lineage: Eukaryota; Metazoa; Platyhelminthes; Monogenea; Polystomatidea; Polystomatidae.